UGACUACCCACCUCAUUUACUCCUCUACAUUCCCUCAUUAAAACUCCUCUCCUCUCAACCUCUUCCUCUCUUUUAUUACAUUUGCACCACAUUUCAAGUUUCAACCAUCAAAUUCUGAGCAUUAAUUCCUCAUCACUCUUCUUUUCUCUUCAUCAAACCAAAUGGAGUCUCCUUCAAGAGCUCUUACUCUCACUCCACCACCCCAUUCUCUCUCUUCCGCCACCUUCUUACGCCGCCGCAGUAGUAGCGACUCAACCAACUCACCCGAAUUCGAGUUCUCGAAAAUCAAUCACAACCCACAAACCACUCUUCAUUCUGCUGAUGAGCUCUUCUCUGAUGGUUUCCUCCUCCCUCUUCACCACCUUCAACUCCACCGCUCUGAACCGGACCUUCAACUUGAACCGGAUACCGGUCCAUCUGAACCGGACCCCACUUUUUAUGAACCGGACUCUGAACCGUCUGCCUUGAUCACUUCCAACAACCCCAUUCUCAGCGCCUCCAAGCGAUGGAGAGAGAUUUUCAAGCGAGCUGAGAAAAAACCGGGAAAUAACUCGGAAGAUAAACCGGAUAAUAAGCUCGAGAAGAAAAGAGGUAAAGAAAGGAAAAACAAUGGUAAUAGUAAUACAAAUAGUUCGGCCGAGCUAAAUAUUAAUAUCUGGCCGUUUUCAAGGAGCCGGUCCGCGGGUAAUAAUUCAGCGCGGUCUAAACCGGCGGUUCAAUCAAACCGGAAAGUAAGCAGUGCGCCUUGCUCGAGAAGUAACUCUUCUGGUGAGUCCAAAUCUCGGAAGUCUUGGCCUAGUAGUCCGGGUCGAACCGGGGUUUACUUGGGUCGGACUAGCCCAGUCUGGCAAGUUAGGAAACCCGGUUCAUUGAACCGGGCGGCCAAUGGUGGCGGUUCAGUUAAAGGCCGGGUUUUGAAGUUAAAUGUUCCGGUUUGUAUGGGAUAUCGACAGAGUUUGAGUUGUCGAAGCGACGAAAGCGGCGGCAGCGUUGACGGCGGCGGAAAUGGGAUUAGUGGUGGUGGUGGUGAUAGUGGCAGUAAUGGUAAUUUGUUUAGUUUACGUGGGUUGUUUAGUAAGAAAAAUACUGUUUUAACGGUUUAACUUCCAUUUUAACUGUCUCAAUUUUUUUCUUUUUUUACUUACAUAUAGUAUAGACUAUAGAGGAAGGGGAGUACAGUUUAUUGGAUAAAGGAUUUUUUUCCCCUCCUUUUUGUUUUGUAAAUAUUCUACUAGUUAUAAUAUGGUUGAGUAUAGAAGCAAAAUUAUGUAAGACUUUGCACCAAAAAAAUUUACCAUGUGAAACUUACGACUAUUAGUAUGAUUACUGGAUGAAGUACUAAUUAAUGGAAAAUAUGAAUUAUUUCUUUUUAUAGUA
Messenger RNA from Beta vulgaris subsp. vulgaris (sugar beet), 1377 nucleotides. RefSeq lists its product as hypothetical. Bases 162 to 1103 code for a protein of 313 amino acids. The record is from RefSeq and is a predicted model, not a curated record. Lineage: Eukaryota; Viridiplantae; Streptophyta; Magnoliopsida; Caryophyllales; Amaranthaceae. The transcript has a single exon.